CGGCCGCCAUCUUCGUUAAGGGCAAUCGUAAAAGACAGCAGACAGGUAGGUGGGGUGGACCACCAUGAUCCCUACUCCGUGGUACCAGCACGUGGGACCGCAGGGUCCCUUCAGCGAGAUCUACGAACCCGCCGAAGACACUUUUGUGUUAUUGGAUGCUCUGGAGGGGGAUGCGGAGGAGCUGAGGAGCGCCAGCAUUGAGAUCUGCCUCGAAGUAGGAUGUGGAUCUGGAGUAGUUUCAACUUUUUUGGCUUCAAUUGUUGGACCCAAAGCAUUAUGCUUGUGUACCGAUAUCAACCCUGUGGCAGGUCUGUGCACUGUGGAGACAGCUGUACAUAAUAAUGUUGACAUUCAGCCCAUAAUUACUGAUCUGGUAACAGCAUUGUUGCCACGACUGAAUGGGAAAGUUGAUCUGCUGGUAUUUAACCCACCUUAUGUGGUAACCCCUUCUGCUGAGAUAAAAAGUCAUGGAAUAGAGGCAGCUUGGGCAGGAGGUAAAAAUGGCAGAGAAGUUACGGACAGACUCAUUCCACUGGUGUCAGACUUGCUUUCAGAAAGAGGGUUAUUUUACUUAGUUACAAUUAAAGAAAAUAAUCCAGAUGAAAUUACAGAAAUAUUGCAUAAAUGUGGUUUAAAAGCCACCAAAGUACUUUCCAGACAAGCAGGAAGAGAAAACCUCUCAGUACUCAAAUUCUGCAAAUCCUGAAGGCUACCUAUGGAAGAGUUUUCAUAUGCUGGAUUUAACAGCACGUGCCAGCCAAAAGCCACCUUUUAAAACACAAACUACUCUAGAAUAGAGGUUUUCAAACUGUGAUGCACUGACUAUAGCUGGUCUGCAGAUUCCAUUCAGGUGGUCUGCAGAAAGUUUGAAAACAGCUAUACUCAAACCUGUUUUUAUUUUUUUCUUACAACAGGCAGAGGUUCUUUUGGCCAGGGCUGGAUUUAUCAAACAGGCUAGCAGUUACUCAUAGCAUGCUGCUGGUUUUCAUGAAGAGGCUGGCACUAAAGAAAAAAAAUUAGUGGUCAGGUCGGGGAGAUUUGAGAACUGCAGUUCCAGAAUUCAAACUACGCUCAGUGGCAGCAUUUGCUACAAGUGCAUGAGCUAGCCAUAGCAGUAGGUUCUGUCAUCAAAUUAAGAAAAUUAAACUCAUAUAAAACCAAGAAUUAAAGGAUAGAUUAUAAGUAUUGAGUGAGUACAGUUGUAUUACAUUCCUCUCCAAGCCAGAUUCGCUACCAUCAGCAUUAAGAUGAGAUAAUCAUCAUACCAAGUUGCUUUCCCUACCAGCUGGUAUUCAGAGACCCUGAGUCUUUGUUUCUUGCUAUGUUGCUGUUAAGAACAUAAAUGUUUUGCUGCAUCUGGUACACCAUCCCAACAGUGGCAAGCCAUAUGGUUCCAGGAAGACCCUCUCAACUUCAUCCCAAGGUCCCGUUUCAUAGACUGGGGGUUACGCAGAUUAAACGAACAAGACAUUCAGGGUGGCAUAAGGGACACUACUCCACUAGAGAUAAAUCUAAUCCACUGCACAGCACAUACCUGCUUCAUGGUCACCGUUGAGGAAACCAUUCUCUGCUGGCUAUCCAUCACCUCCACUCCAAUACAGGUGAGGCAGACAAAGUUAGUCCGUUAGUGUGGCGAUGGUGGUAGAUUUUUGCAGUCCUAACUACAUAUGAGGCAGCUGCUAUAAGAUUGUGAGUGGGCUAGCAGUGCUGCUGCUCCUAUACUAAAGGAAGGAAGGGUGCUCUUGCACAGAUCUUGCUUAUGGGCUUCCCACAGGCACCUGGUUGGCCACUCUGAACAGGAUGUUCGACUGGAUGGGCCUCUGGCCUGAUCCAGCAGGCUCUUAUGUUAACACAAGCCCUACUAGUUAGCCCAAAACACUGCCUACUGUCACCUUUUCAAUUUUAAUGUAUACUACAGACUGCUGCCAUAGGUGCAUGUGUGUAUACAUACACAGCAUACAUACAUAGCCUCUUGGGAGGGCUGAGCCAAGGAGAGAAGAAUUGUGAGGGUUUAACAUCAAAAGUUGGUUUGGGCAAUUAAAGGAUAACUUGGGGUAAUGGUACCUAUUUUAAUCAAACUCGGCCAUUUUAAUUGAUUGGGUCAAUUAAUGUGACCACAAAAGUUUUAAGUGUGCAGUAUGUUUGUACACAAGACUACUGCCUCAGCAGUGUGCUGUUUUAAGUUACAGAAACCAUUUUUCCUGUAAAAAGCUAUGGCUACUUGUAAAAAGAUGUGGCAGUGAGCUACUAUUUCCAUGAAAAAGAGACCUAAUAGUUGCUCAAUUUUUUUUAAAAAAAAUCCUAGGAACUGUAGGAUCUCUAAUUACAGUAGCAGGAUCAAAGAAAGUAUAAAUGCAGAUUUGGUCAAACAGCUGUUUAACGUAUUUGAUGUGGAAAGUGAGAUUUCCUUAAUGACAAAUGGCUGUGCUUUUGUUUGGAGCUGUCAGGUGAAUGAAGAUUAACUUUUUUUCAAUUACAGGAAAAGAAUGUGAACUAAUGAAUUAUUAAAAUUUAUAAUGCUAGCUGCUGAAAGAAGCAUUUAACAGUUCUUGGUACUAAGAAUCUAGACAGACAAAUUCUGAUCACAUUUCAUUUAACUUUUCUCCUCCACUGUUCCAAUAUUAAUCUUUGCCUUUAUUCCUGUACACAUCUCCCACAGCUGCAGGCUUUUUUUUGGCAGCAGAGAGGUUUUGGUAGUGCAUAUUAAUAUUUUAUUUUCACAAUCUGCAGUCCACAGUGUCUGCAAUUAAAUGCAGUUUGCUAAAAGAGAGAUUAGGACUCUAGAGUGACAGGACUCUAGCUCCAAAAUGGGUUGAGCUUAAAAAGUUAGUUUGAGCUCAGUUAGGAUUGGGCUCAAAUUAACUCCUUAAAAGUGGGUCCAUUCCAAAUCAAAUGUGGAAGGGGAACCAUUUCUUUUAUAUUGUUUUCAAAGUACCACUUUUCCAUUUUUGUACCUUCAAUAUUGAUUCAAUCAUGACUUCUAACAUAGUUAAUGUUUUCUUCAUAUGGAAAGUCUUCAUGCUGCUAAACCGGGGUGGGGAACCUGUGGCCAUCCAUUUGUUAGACUACAAAUCCCAUCAUCUCUGCAAGUUGGCCUUGCUGACUGGGGCUAAUGGAGGUUGGAGUCCAGCAAUGUCUGGACAGCCAGGGGUUCACCACCCUUGUGCUAAACACUUCUAGACUGCAUCUUAGACUGCACUUUCAUGUCAUUAGUUUCUAUCUGAAAUGUCAGAAUGCUUUGUUUUAAAUAUGUAGAGUAAUAAUAUGUAGUGUUAAUAUAAACAAUUGCCGUUUUGUAUGUUACACUGAUCAAACAAGAUUUUUAUUUGUAAAGGUAAAAUUGGCUUUUCACACUAAAUCCAGGUUUGAUUGGUGUCUUCAUUUUCCUUGAGAGGCUCAUUGAAGCAGAGAAGGUAUUUCAGAAGAAGGUCUCUCGACAAAGCGGACAGGUAGACUUGUUACUAGAUGUAAACCAUUUGUACUGAAAGAGUUUAAAAAGUAGUAUUAAAGCAGAGUUGACAGACAUUUUAUGUGAAAUGCUAGGUUGCUAAAUGAACAAGGUUUAUUUUACUAAAUUUAAUUCUGCAAAAAUCAUUGAGUAUAUGCUACUUGUGAAACUUAGGUGAAGUUAAGUCUAUAUCUGAAGACAUCACCCUCCAAAGUUUUUUGCCCAUGUGGAUGCUUAAGGAUUCAAAUAUUAAGAAUCCUGCCAUGGGGCAGACAGAGCUUAGUAUGUUCAUAUUACCUUUCCCACACGUGCUAGUCUUUCUCUCUUAGCUCUGAAAGAAGACUGCAUAAUUUCCCAACUAUCACCAUAAAAAGUAUAUGAUACAAUAUGGCAGUAAACUGUUUUCUUAAAAAUAGAUGGACUACUCAUUAGAGAAGAAUCCAUCCACUCAACUUUAUUAAAAU
Molecule: messenger RNA, 3912 nt
Organism: Rhineura floridana
Lineage: Eukaryota; Metazoa; Chordata; Lepidosauria; Squamata; Rhineuridae
Gene: HEMK2
Product: N-6 adenine-specific DNA methyltransferase 1
Exons: 6
Coding region: 65-706 (213 amino acids)
Biological process (GO): methylation
Cellular component (GO): eRF1 methyltransferase complex
Molecular function (GO): S-adenosylmethionine-dependent methyltransferase activity; protein methyltransferase activity; nucleic acid binding
Source: RefSeq, a predicted model, not a curated record